AUGGCCGGCUCAAACUCGGUUACCUCAGCCAGCAUGAAGGCUUCCCAGUCACACGGAGCAUCAGCAACUGUCUCAGCAACACCCGAACACGCCACAGCUACUGUCUCAGUGACACCCAUAAACACCGCCUCUGUUGUUGAGACUUCAUCUCCCUCUGUGAGUCAGAGAAGUGCCUCAGCCGUCUUGAUGCACCAAUCACAAACCACUAUCUCCCGAUCAAUGACAAAAUCACCAACGAUUUCACCAACGAAGGGCGUGGACAGCUUAAUAACCUCUUCCACCUCGACUCUUUCUCAGUUUGUGAAUAGUGGCCUUAACUCUGUAAAUGUUUCUGGAACCUCUUCCAGCGCUCAUUCUUCGGUUUUCUCCAAAAUGUCAUCACGUUAUGACAGUCCCCUUCCUUCCUCCAGCACAGGCUUCAUGGGGAUGACAAAAGUUUCAUCCUCCACGACUGCUCGAGUUGCAUCAAAUCAGAUGCCUUCAGUGUCCAUGCUAUCGGCAUCAGCAAUUCCAGGUCAAUCGUCAGACGAAAUCAGAGUGUCAUCUUCUGCAAUAGUACAAUCCUCCAAUGAUGACCAGUCUACCCUUGUCAAGAGCUCCUCAGUAGGUGGUAACUCGUCUUACGGGGGAUUGAUUACCAUUACAACACAGCAUCUCGAGAUUUCCGUGACAAUGUCUAUGAAAAACGCAACCAAUUCGGUUGGAGUUAACGCUACACCAUCGUCUCCAAUUAUCCCGCUCAGUACCUCUGAUGUAAAGCCACGCCCAACUCUUCCACCCCAAGGAACUAAACUGAUCAACAUGGAAGUGACGUUUAAUUUGGAUUUUAUUGAGGAAUAUAACGAUCAAAAUAGUCUGGAGUACAAGUCAUUGGUGAAGAACCUAACGAGAGCCUUGGAAAACGGUUUCAAAAACCUCGAUGGCUUUGUUGGUCUCAGGAUUGUCUUCAUAAAGGAAGGAAGUGUAGUUUGUAAUUACAUUGUCAUUCUAGCCAAAGAUUCCGCGGUCGAUGGGAAUGAUUUAAAAAAAACUUUACAGGAGGCAAGCGAAAAUGGAAAAUUAGCAUACAAAGUAAAGAAUAUUGAUGUCAAAGAGGAGGCAACAACGGAAACUGUGGAAAAACUACCAGAAUGGGCCUUGGUUAUCAUGAUUCUACUGGGAUGUCUGUCGUUUGUUUUCCUUAUAACUAUGAUCUACUUCUGUGUCAAAUACAGAAGAUCCAUCCUUGGAGACAGUGACAUGUAUUUCAUAUCCAGUGGGGAAGUUGGACAUGUGCAUACUUACGACAGAGUAUCCGUAGGAGAAUAUAAUAAAAACCGAGGCUAUCAAGGUCAAAAAUCUGCCAUAGAUAGACGGGUGAUCGGAUCGCAUACAAAUCCUACCUACGGUGCCAAUGGUGCUUUGGGAGACUAAGAGUUGGAAGUCUUCAGGUCUUGGUACUUGCGUUUGAGCAUUUGGCCAAACGGCUUUAGUCAACUUCAAGUAGAAAUAGAGCGGAACAUGAAACGAUUAUUCUUGGUUUGUGGUAGUUACUUUUCGAAAGCGUGAUGUAAAAAAUUUUUAAGGUGUAUGUCAAGCCACUGUAAAGAGCGUACCUUCAUGCAGGAACUCGACAGCACAGUGAUUCAAAUGGUUGUUAGCUGCAUUAGAACGUGGGUGGGGGUUCAGAUCGAUUUUGCUUGAACGCUGCACGUGUAACAUAAUAUAGCAUAAAUUGCAUUUUGUAGGGUUGAAAUAUAUGAUGAUGAUGAGUUUAUAGAGAUUGAUAAAAAUGAACAGUUUUCCUAUAUUGCUGGAGCAUUUUAGAUUUUCCUCGCUGCAUGAGAUUUGGCGGAACCAAUUCAUCUGACAAGAGCAUUGAUAAAUAAAACUGCACCUUUACAUUUCG
Messenger RNA from Pocillopora damicornis (cauliflower coral), 1888 nucleotides. RefSeq lists its product as uncharacterized. NCBI's taxonomy places the organism in Eukaryota, Metazoa, Cnidaria, Anthozoa, Scleractinia, Pocilloporidae. The record is from RefSeq and is a predicted model, not a curated record.